Salvelinus fontinalis (brook trout) is the source of this 2324-nucleotide messenger RNA. RefSeq names its product negative elongation factor A-like. The transcript is spliced from 11 exons. Gene Ontology annotation, biological process: negative regulation of transcription elongation by RNA polymerase II. The record is from RefSeq and is a predicted model, not a curated record. Gene Ontology annotation, cellular component: NELF complex. The coding region runs from base 1 to 1635 and encodes 544 amino acids. Lineage: Eukaryota; Metazoa; Chordata; Actinopteri; Salmoniformes; Salmonidae.
AUGGCGUCGAUGAAGGACAGCGACACCGGCCUGUGGCUCCAUAAUAAACUAGGAUCAACGGACGAGCUUUGGGCGCCUUCUAGUAUUGCUUCACUCCUCACAGUUUCAGUUAUCGACAAUAUACGGUUGUGUUUUUCGAGUUUGUCGCCUCCAGUGAAGCUAAAACUCUUGCUAGGGAUGCUGCAUCUUCCCAGGCGGACUGUUGACGAGAUGAAGGAGGCCCUGUCCGAGAUCAUCCAGCUGGCCACGGUGGACUCUGAGCCAUGGGUACUGAUGGUGGCAGACAUCCUAAAGUCUUUCCCUGAGACGGGCUCCCUCAACCUGGACCUGGAGGAGCAGAACCCCAAUGUACAGGACAUCCUGGGGGAGCUCCGCGAGAAAGUGAGUGAGUGUGAGGCGUCAGCCAUGCUCCCUCUGGAGUGCCAGUACCUGAACAAGAGCGCCCUGACCACACUGGUGGGCCCACUCACGCCACCCGUCAAACACUUCCAGCUGAAGAGGAAGCCCAAGAGUGCCACGCUCAGGGCAGAGCUGCUGCAGAAAUCCACAGAGACAGCUCAACAGCUUAAGAAGACAGCGGGAGUGCCUUUCCACGCCAAAGGAAGAGGCCUGGUCAAGAAGAUGGACACCACCACACCCCUGAAGGGGAUCCCCAAAGCCCCGUUCCGCAGCCCCACCACCCCCAGCAUGUUCAGCCCCCCCAGCAACCGCACACCCAUCGCCCCAGCACGGACACCCCUGCGCAAGGAGAGGGGGGUCAAGUUGUUAGACAUCUCAGAGCUGGAUAUGGUGGGAGCUGGUAGAGAGGCAAAGAGGAGAAGAAAGACUUUGGAAACAGAGGCUGGGGAGAAAGCUGCUAAAGAGGAGGCUGUGGUGGAGAACGCUACACCAGACUAUGCUGCUGGACUGGUAUCUACACAGAAACUGGGUGCGUUGAACAACGAGAGCGCCCUGCCGUCUACGAGCUACCUGCCGUCUACCCCCAGUAUGGUCCCCUCCUCCUCCUACAUUCCCAGUUCAGAGACACAGCCAGCGAACGCAGGUGGUUUGGGACGUGACGCCCUGCCGUCGGGUCGCCAGCCUGAGGAGUCAGCCACGCCCGGCGCUGCCGCCACCACCACCCUCCCGGGCCAGUUCAAACAGAGGACGCCCAUGUACAACGCCAGCAACACUGCCACCAGCCCCACCGCCCCUGCCUCGCCCAGCACGCCAGCCAGCACCCCCGCCAGCAGCAACGGCCCCCCGGCCGCCGCCACCGCCACGCAGCCCGAGACCCCCACCACACAGCCCCCCCAGCCCCCGACGCCCACGCCCCAGCAGCCCCAGCCCAAGAAGAACCUCUCGCUCACGAGAGACCAGAUGUAUGCUGCUCAAGAAAUGUUCAAGACGGCCAACAAGGUUACCAGACCAGAGAAAGCGCUCAUCCUGGGCUUCAUGGCUGGAUCCAGAGAGAACCCGUGUCCGGAGCAGGGGGACAUUAUCCAGAUAAAGCUGAGUGAACACACAGAGAUCCUGCCCAAGGCAGAUGGCACGGGCAGCACCACCAUGCUGGUGGACACAGUGUUUGAGAUGAACUACUCCACAGGACAGUGGACCCGCCUCAAGAAGUACAAACCAAUCACCAACACCUCCUGAAGUGGCUGCUGGCCUGCCUGUUGGGACUAAACAUACAUACAUACAUUUUGCAUGCGCAAGCAUCAACACACAGACAAUCCUCUUCUGGUGGACAGGGACUUGUCACACACACACACUUGUGCAUACACACAUGGGCCAAAUCCAGUGCGUGAGGGGCUAGGGAGGGUUGAGUGGGAGGGAUAGGGGGGUACAGGUUAACGGGGUAUGGCUCCCUCUUUCAAAGUUCCUGCAUUGCCAGGCAAGGGUAUCCUCAAGACUUUUUUUUCCCUCCAUUGGUUUGUUUUUCUGUUUUGUUUUUGUUUAUAUGUCCCCUCAGAUUCCUGAAUGUUUGUUAAGGGGAGGGAUACAAAGUUCUACCUUAUUUUGAUAAGACAACUGUUAACACUUGCUUUACUAUUAAAGGUACAAGCAUGCCACACUAUGUCAAGAGAAAGUCGUUAUUACAACUGUCUGUGUUUUUCAUUGUGAGAAGGUAAAUAAUGGGACGUUUGCAGCUUCCUACUUACUGUCAAAGAAUGAUUUGAAAAGAACAAAGAAAAGAGCCUGAACGCAUCAGAAUAAUGUGACAGAGGGAUGAUCUGCUGUUUCCUUUGUGCUCUCUAGUUCUGUUUUGGAACAUUCUGGAGAAAGCCGUUUUUCAUCCUUACCAAGAAGGGAAGAAAAUAAAGUGAAAACAUGUUCAGAUUCCA